ACUACUUUGCCAGCUCGGUUUUUAUUUACUUUUCUGAUCGGCGCGUUUCAUCAAAAAACAAUAAUAAUAAAAGUGACAAAGCCCAAAUUCCAUGUAGAGUGUUCAGAUAAAUAGUUAUUAAUUUAAAAAAACUCGUACUCAGACCUUCAUAAAACUCCUAUUGGAGUAUUGAGAUAUAAACAGACAUCCAAUCAGCGGUACCAAACUUCUUAUCACCAAAAACGACAAGCCCAAAAACAAAAACAACAACAGCAAACAAAAACGAUAACGCAACAAGCAGUUGUUGGUCCGGGGAAUCGAGGUUUCCGUGCGCGGAGAAAGUCUAGAGAACCGAGAACUGCGAGGUCUGACGUGUCGCUUGAUUUACGGGCGAUAGAAGAACAAAACGGAAGCGGAGCAGAUAUGUGUGGCAAUCCGACUGUGGGUAACGGGACGAGGGCGCUGAUACUCGUUGGGGGCUACGGCACGCGGCUACGACCCCUGACCCUCAGCACGCCCAAGCCGCUGGUGGAGUUCGCCAAUAAGCCUAUUCUGCUGCACCAAUUGGAGGCACUUGUGGAUGCGGGAUGUCGUCAGGUUAUUUUGGCCGUCAGCUAUCGAGCUGAGCAAAUGGAAAAGGAGCUGAAAGUGGAGGCCGACAAAUUGGGCGUGGAACUGAUCUUUUCGCAUGAGUCAGAACCCCUGGGAACCGCAGGCCCCUUGGCUCUAGCAAAAACCAUACUAGCGGCCAGUUCGGAGCCAUUUUUCGUACUCAACUCGGACGUCAUUUGCGAUUUCCCGUUUAAGCAACUAGUGCAAUUUCACCGUAACCACGGAAAGGAGGGAACCAUUGUGGUAACGAAGGUCGAGGAACCGUCCAAAUACGGCGUUGUGCUGUACGAUGAAAACGGAUGCAUCAAGAACUUCAUUGAGAAGCCGCAGGAGUUCGUGAGCAACAAGAUCAAUGCCGGCAUUUACAUUUUCAAUCCCUCCGUGCUUGACCGGAUCGAAGUGAAGCCCACGUCGAUUGAGAAGGAGGUGUUUCCGAUGAUGGCCCAGCAACAGGAGUUGUACGCCAUGGAUCUUACUGGAUUCUGGAUGGACAUUGGCCAGCCCAAAGACUUCUUAACGGGCAUGUGCCUGUAUCUGAGUUCGUUGCGACAAAAGCAGUCGCCUAAGCUGUACACUGGAUCUGGAGUGGUGGGCAACGUCUUGGUGGAUCCCACGGCAAAGAUCGGCGAGGGUUGUCGCAUCGGACCCAAUGUGACCAUCGGACCGGACGUGGUCAUCGAGGACGGGGUGUGCAUCAAGCGCUCGACCAUCCUUAAGGGGGCCAUUGUUCGUUCCCACUCCUGGCUGGACUCGUGCAUCGUCGGCUGGCGUUCCACCGUGGGUCGCUGGGUGCGCAUCGAGGGCAUCACGGUCCUGGGCGAGGAUGUGAUCGUCAAAGAUGAGCUCUAUGUGAAUGGUGGCCAAGUCCUGCCCCAUAAAAGCAUCGCCGCCAGUGUGCCAGAACCGCAGAUCAUCAUGUGAGCCAGUCGCCCCGGCCAGCUAGUGUAAAUACAAACAUGUUUCAUGUUUCGUUCAGUUCCGCCGUUUUGGUAUUCGAUGAAGGUGCCUUCUGCUUUAGUGUUCUCACCCACGAUUUGCAAUAUCAACUCGAUAAUGAGAGAAAAUCAGAAACAUUUCCAACAGCUUUGCUAUCUAUUUAUAAACUAGAGCUCAAUUUCCUUCUCAAACGAAGGCGGGAAAUCUGACUAAUAGUCUGAUCAUAAAUGCAUCAGCCCAAACUUUUUUGUACUUUGAUAAGCAAACAUAAGUUUUAAUCUUAAAAUUAUAUACUUUAGUCAAAUAUACAUACGUAUGUACGAAAAUACCCACAAAAUA
Molecule: messenger RNA, 1866 nt
Organism: Drosophila ficusphila
Lineage: Eukaryota; Metazoa; Arthropoda; Insecta; Diptera; Drosophilidae
Gene: Gmppb
Product: mannose-1-phosphate guanyltransferase beta
Exons: 4
Coding region: 403-1512 (369 amino acids)
Biological process (GO): GDP-mannose biosynthetic process; cell wall mannoprotein biosynthetic process
Cellular component (GO): cytoplasm
Molecular function (GO): mannose-1-phosphate guanylyltransferase (GTP) activity; GTP binding
Source: RefSeq, a predicted model, not a curated record